Messenger RNA from Eimeria mitis, 270 nucleotides. RefSeq lists its product as uncharacterized. The coding region runs from base 1 to 270 and encodes 89 amino acids. The transcript has a single exon. Lineage: Eukaryota; Apicomplexa; Conoidasida; Eucoccidiorida; Eimeriidae. The record is from RefSeq and is a predicted model, not a curated record.
AUGCUACGGCAGAAACGGAUGCUGCAGCGGAAGCAACAGAGGCUGCAACAGCAGCAGCAGAUGCCGCAGCAGCAGCAACAGAUGCAGCAGCAGCAGCAGCAGAUACUGCAGCAGCAGCAGCAGAUGCAGCAGCAGCAGCAGCAGCAGCAGAUGUUACAACAGCAGCAACAGAUGCAGCAGCAGCAGCAGCAGAAGAAGAAGAAGCAUCAUCAUCAUCUUUUGCUGCUGAAUGCAUGCGUUCUCUUGUUUUUCUUCGUGGUUGUUAUAUAG